Molecule: messenger RNA, 1871 nt
Organism: Rhagoletis zephyria (snowberry fruit fly)
Lineage: Eukaryota; Metazoa; Arthropoda; Insecta; Diptera; Tephritidae
Gene: DEF8
Product: differentially expressed in FDCP 8 homolog
Source: RefSeq, a predicted model, not a curated record
UUCCGCGAUGCCCUGAAUAACAGCUGUUUUUAUUUGGGUUUUGUAUGUUUAAUUAUUUGUUCUUGUGUUAUUUGUAUAUGAAAUUCUUGUGAUUAAAUGUUUUGACUGUUUUCAAGGGGUAAAAAAUGAAUCCUAUUCGAGGUAGUUUAGCCAGUAUACCCGGAGCAUUGACUACGUUCAUCAGCGAAAGUGCUUCCAGUUUGUUGCAGCAGAAUAGUGUUAAUAAUAGUGCCACUGGUGUUCAUGACGACGAUGUUAGCUCUACUGCGUCGCAAAGUGAUAGAUCCUAUCCAAUACCAGCAUCUUUAGUAAAAGAACAAUGGCGUUUAAUCUUUACUUCUGACGCCAACGCACAAGAUUUGGAAGCAGCUAUUGCCCAUUGUCGGGAUUUGGUCAUGCUUUCCGAUGAAUGCAGUGAAGAAAGACGUUGGCUGGUCCGCCAUUUAGUUGAUUUGCGCUAUUCACUGAAAGAGUUAGAGUCGGCACAAGCGGAUCCUUUAGAAUUGGCACCUCAUGUGAAAACAGUUGUGGGUCAUCACUUUAAUGUACAACGUGGUGGACACAUUGGUACCCGUCAAUAUUGUGACCAUUGCAGUGGUAUCAUAUGGCGUAUGAUACAAGCUUGUUAUAUCUGUAGCGAUUGCAAUUUUCUGGCCCAUCAAAAGUGUGUGGACAGUGUGGUGCGUAUAUGUGCACAUGUCGUAGCAUCGGAACGCCGGUAUCCCAUCGAUGAAAUCUGUCCAGAAAUCGGUUUGGCAGCGCAGCGAUACAAGUGUGCUGAGUGUGGAAUUCUGCUAAAUUUCACACUACCCAAGUCGGUUAGCUGUUUUGGCUCAAAUAAAAAACAGGAAAAUUCCUGGAUUGAACCGCGUUUGUGCGACUAUAGUGGCCUAUACUAUUGCCCAAAUUGCCAUUGGAACGAUAGUAGCAUUAUUCCUGCUCGAGUAGUUCAUAAUUGGGAUUUUAUGCAACACAAAGUAUCUCGUGCCUCGCUGCAAGAAAUUUCUCUAUUCCACUAUAAACCGGUUAUUAAGCUAGAGGAAGCUAAUCCAAAGCUGUUUGUAUUCUUGGAAAAGAUGGGUACCGUGAAAAAGUUGCGACAAAAUUUAUUCUAUAUGAGGAAAUAUUUAUUAAAAUGUCGUACAGCAGCUGAGGAAAAACUUAUAGAUAAGCAAAUAAUCGCUCACCUUACCAACGAUACUGCAGGUGGGAACGAUUCGCGACGUCACCUCAUUCAAUCCACCGAAUUCUUUUCAAUAAGUGACUUGGAGCUUAUUGAAAAAGGCAUUCUAAUCGAUUGUAUACAAAAAUUGUUUAACGCAUUCGAUCGGCAUAUACGGAAUUGUCAGAUAUGUCGAGCCAAAGCAUAUAUUUGCGAAAUAUGCGGGAAUAAUGAAGUAAUAUUUCCUUUCGAUGAUGGCUGCAUUAUGUGUGAUAAAUGUAAUUCAAUUUACCAUCGUGUCUGCAUGACCCGGAAAAAUAUGGUUUGUCCGAAAUGCGUGAGAAUGCAAGAAAGAAAAAUUCAGUUGGAGAGUAAAAACGGUGAUGAUACAAGUGAUGCUGACGAAACAGAAUAGUUUAUUAUGUCUAUUAAUCAAGAAUUUAAAAAGAUGCUGAUACAUACAUACAUACAUAAAUAUAUUUUUCUACAUUUAACUGUUUUUGUAUAUACUAUGUGAAUUACAUAUAUCAAGUGUAUACCGUCUAUGUUUUUGCAAAACCGCCCACCGCAAAACCACCUAUCUUACGGCACUCAAAUUUUACAGGAGAGCGAAAAAAUGGUUUUUCUUUGAAGGCAUUGCCUUGAGAGGCGGUAUUUUCUCUAGCUAUUAUUUUACAAAUCUGUUGUUUUAAUAACGAUUUAACGAUUU